Prosopis cineraria is the source of this 1999-nucleotide messenger RNA. RefSeq names its product sugar transporter ERD6-like 6. Gene Ontology annotation, biological process: transmembrane transport; carbohydrate transport. NCBI's taxonomy places the organism in Eukaryota, Viridiplantae, Streptophyta, Magnoliopsida, Fabales, Fabaceae. Gene Ontology annotation, molecular function: sugar transmembrane transporter activity. The record is from RefSeq and is a predicted model, not a curated record. The coding region runs from base 258 to 1712 and encodes 484 amino acids. Gene Ontology annotation, cellular component: membrane. The transcript has 18 exons.
CGCAGGACUAAAAAUAGACAAGAACAGAGAAAGAGGAAAACCAUCCGGCUUUCCAAAAUCACCGGAUCCUCUGACACACAGUUCAAUUCCAAAGCAUUGAGUUUCUCUGCUUAUCAGCCCUCAGUUCAACAUUCCUAACCUACUAUCAUGAAUGGCGCCUUUGCACCGCCUCUGAGAAAUUUUCACAAACGCUUAGAAUUCAAGAUCUUCCCUAUAACCUUGAGUUCGUUUGACUUUGAUCCCCCCAAGUUGCAGCAAUGAGUUCGAGAGAUGACACCGAUGAUCUCAGGCGGCCCUUCCGUCAUACUGGUAGUUGGUACAAAAUGGGUUCGAGGCAGUCCAGCGUCAUGGACUCCUCUGUUCAGUCCCUGCGAGAAGGUUCAGUCUCCGUUCUGUUCUGUGUGCUCAUCGUAGCGUUGGGUCCUAUUCAAUUCGGUUUCACGUGUGGGUAUUCCUCUCCCACGCAAGAGCAAAUAAUCCGUGACCUAAAUCUUACAAUUUCGGAGUUCUCAAUAUUCGGAUCUUUGUCCAAUGUGGGUGCGAUGGUGGGAGCUCUAACCAGUGGUCAGUUAUCAGAAUUCAUGGGGCGCAAAGGGUCGCUAAUGAUUGCAGCAAUCCCCAAUAUACUAGGAUGGCUCGCUAUUUCUUUUGCCAACGACUCAUCAUUUCUGUUUAUGGGGAGAUUGUUGGAGGGGUUUGGCGUUGGGAUAAUCUCUUACGUGGUGCCUGUUUAUAUAGCUGAGAUAGCACCUCAAAAUAUGAGAGGCGGCCUUGGAUCUGUUAACCAGCUCUCCAUUACAAUCGGAAUAAUGUUGGUAUAUCUAUUAGGCCUUUUUGUCAACUGGGAAACGCUUGCUGUUCUUGGUGCUUUGCCUUGUAUAAUAUUAAUACCUGGAUUAUUUUUCAUACCAGAAUCACCCAGAUGGUUGGCGAAGAUGGGAAUGACAGAAGAAUUUGAGACUUCAUUGCAAGUUUUACGAGGAUUUGACAUGGAUAUUGUUGUGGAAGCAAAUGAAAUUAAGAGAUCUGUGGCAUCAACUAGCAAAAGAGUUACUGUUCGAUUGGCUGAUCUCAAGAGAAAAAGAUAUUGGUUUCCUUUAAUGGUAGGUAUUGGACUACUUAUGCUGCAGCAACUGAGCGGUAUUAAUGGAGUAUUGUUCUAUUCAAGUAUCAUUUUUCAAAGUGCAGGAAUUUCAUCCAGCAAUGUUGCUACAUUUGGACUUGGAGCUAUACAGGUCAUAGCGACUGGAAUCGCUACUUGGUUGGUGGAUAGAAGUGGACGGAGACUGCUUCUAAUAAUAUCCUCAUCGUCAAUGACAGUGAGCCUCAUUCUUGUUGCAGUAGCAUUUUAUUUGAAGGGAAAUGUACCAGAGGAUUCUCAUCUAUAUAGCGAUCUAGGAAUAAUAUCUGUUGUUGGUCUCGUGACUAUGGUGAUCGGCUUCUCUCUAGGACUUGGACCAAUUCCAUGGGUUAUCAUGUCCGAGAUCCUUCCAAUAAAUAUAAAGGGACUUGCAGGAAGUGUAGCCACAUUAGCGAAUUGGCUAUGUUCCUUUCUGAUCACAAUGACGGCAAACUUGCUUCUGACUUGGAGCAGUGGAGGAACCUUCACGGUGUACGCAGUGGUAUCUGCCUUCACCGUUGCUUUUGCGGCAAUUUGGGUCCCUGAAACCAAAGGAAGAACUUUGGAAGAGAUUCAGUCAUCCUUUAGAUGAUCCUCUUUUUUCUUUUGUCCAAUGAAUGAUGCCCCCAAGUUUUCCAGUUUUUUUUUCCUUUUUUAACCUCAUUAUCCUUUUUAAUUGUACUAUACAAUAGCUAUAGGGUGAAAUAUAUAUUGGACGACAGGUAGAGAAGCAGAAUAAUAGAAGGCCUUUUGUCUUAAAAAACACCCUUCGGUCUCAUAGUAUGAGCAAAAACGUGUGUUUGUGUGUUACAAUUUUUACGAAAGCUAGUUAUUUCUCUUAAUUAUAUUUGGAAUUAACUUUUUUUCCUGAAAUGUCCC